GAUUAGCGCUCAUUACAUUUUUGUAACUCUAUAUAUCUAUCUACUUGAAAUUGAUUACUUUUCUUACCUUUUUAACGUUUGUUCAAUAUAUUCUAAGAAUUGAACAAUUUCAUUAAUCAUGGCACUAAGAAUAUUCUACCGUAAGUUUUCUACAAGCAGACAAAUGCGUGCAAUGAUUGAUGAACAGUUCACACCAGAAAAAUUGAAAGACUACUGUAAACCAGAAGUCAUCCAAGGAGUAAAUAUGUGGAAAAAAAUUACCCUUUUCUUUGCAUUUCCUGCUUGUUUACUAGCUAGCAUUUAUUGUAUAAAUGGUCAUAUUGAACAUGGCAAACAUGAAAAAAGAUCAGAAUUUAUACCUUAUGAACAUUUGCGAAUAAGAACCAGGCGUUUUCCAUGGGGUAAUGGUGACCAAACACUUUUCCAUAAUCCAAAGUAUAAUGCCACUACUCAAGGUUAUGAAGUUGAUGAAGAAUAAUCACUGGAUUAAAGCUACUCUUUUGUUAAUUAUAUAGCGUAGAUCUUAAUAUCUAGAUUACUUUAUCAAGAACAGUAAAAUAGGUUAACUUCUAAUAAUACAAUUUUUGAGAAAAUAAAUAACAUGAUAACUCAUA
Daktulosphaira vitifoliae (grape phylloxera) is the source of this 614-nucleotide messenger RNA. RefSeq names its product cytochrome c oxidase subunit 6A2, mitochondrial-like. Gene Ontology annotation, molecular function: enzyme regulator activity. Gene Ontology annotation, biological process: mitochondrial electron transport, cytochrome c to oxygen. The transcript is spliced from 3 exons. Gene Ontology annotation, cellular component: mitochondrial inner membrane. Lineage: Eukaryota; Metazoa; Arthropoda; Insecta; Hemiptera; Phylloxeridae. The record is from RefSeq and is a predicted model, not a curated record. The coding region runs from base 119 to 478 and encodes 119 amino acids.